UUUCCUUGCGACGUCUCAUGCGUUUGUUUACAGGAAUGAACAUCACCCUUCUGUCUGGUGACACCUGUUUACUUCUCAACCACCUUCUUCGCUCAUCGCAUAUUUGAGAAUAGAGAUGGCAGACCAUGCCCCUUCUGUUGCCAUGGAGGCUGUCCUUAAGCCGAGCUGCGACCUCCCAGAGGACAUGCCGAAGAUCAAAGGCUACGACUUUAACCAGGGGGUUGAUCACCAGGCUGUGCUCAAGUCCUACCUCACCACAGGCUUCCAGGCUAGCAGAUUUGGCUUGGCUGUCCAGGAAAUCAACAACAUGAUAGAGAAGCGUCUCGAGCCAUUGGAGACAGAUGAAGGAAAUGAGGCCAGUUACUCCUCCUGCAGCUCGGGCUGCACCAUCUUCCUGGGGUACACCUCCAACCUCAUUAGUUCUGGAGUCAGGGAGAGCAUCCGCUACCUGGCAGAACACAAAAUGGUGGAUGUGAUUGUAACUACAGCUGGAGGCAUAGAGGAGGAUUUGAUCAAGUGUCUGGCUCACACAUACUUGGGAGACUUCUCCUUGCCUGGCAAGGAGCUCCGCGAGAGGGGCAUCAACAGGAUAGGGAACCUGUUAGUGCCCAAUGAUAACUACUGUAAGUUUGAAGACUGGCUGAUGCCAAUCCUGGACCAGAUGUUGUUGGAGCAGAACACAGAGGGCACACGCUGGACUCCUUCCAAAAUGAUCCAUCGGCUUGGCAAGGAGAUCAAUAAUCCUGACUCUGUCUACUACUGGGCGUACAAGAAUGACAUUCCAGUGUUCAGUCCAGCACUGACAGAUGGCUCUCUUGGCGACAUGAUAUACUUCCAUUCUUUUAAGAACCCUGGCCUGAUACUGGACAUUGUGGAAGAUAUUCGCAGGUUGAACAGCCAGGCGGUGUUUGCCAAAAGAACAGGAAUGAUCAUCUUGGGAGGAGGGCUGGUCAAACAUCAUAUAGCCAAUGCUAAUCUUAUGAGAAAUGGUGCCGAUUACGCGGUAUUUGUGAACACGGGUCAGGAGUUUGACGGCUCAGACUCUGGGGCCAGACCUGACGAGGCCGUGUCCUGGGGCAAGAUCAGAACAGAUGCCAAACCCGUCAAGCUGUACUCAGACGCCUCUUUAGUCUUCCCUCUGAUUGUGGCCGAGACCUUCGCUCUCCAUGCCGACAAGAUGACUGCGAGCAAGAAGAAGGAUUAAACGGUUGCCUCUUUAAAUGCUCUGUUAGAAACACCAACCAGCUUUGAUCCUCUGGUUCUUCUCUUGUGUGUGUAAUUUAAAAUAAGAGUUUGAGCUUCUAAACCUUUCUGGAAAAAAAACAAAAAUGGGUUAAAGCAGCUAAGGUAACAUCGCAGUGUUCUUGUACACACAAUGCUACUGUUGAAUAACUUACUGAAUGGGAGUCAGCGGUGAGGGUUUCCUGUCUUAAUGCUUUCCAUAGCAAUAUUUACUUGUUAAAACAAGUACAGUUUUUUUUUCUCCCUUGUUCAGAUGGCUGAUAUAGCAUGGUAGCAUGCUAUAGCAUGUACCAAAGAGACAGUGUAGAAUGCAUCAGGUUUUAGCAUGUGUGUCUGUGUGUGUGAGAGGGAGAGAAUAAAUACAUGUUAUUUAAAAAGAGAGUUUAUGUCAGUUUAGCUGUGGCAUGAUACAAAGUCACAUCACUUUAAUAUUACCUGGGUUUCUGUAAGUCUUGUUUGCUUCUCAGUUUUUAUGUUCUCCAACCUUACCGUCAGGAGGGAAGAUUACUUUGUUUAGGUUAAUGAAUCAUUGUGCCUCUAUAUAAUGUGCACUUAAUGUUUGUGCAGAAGGUCGAUGACAGAAGGCCACAACGGGUCCUGCAUGUGAUCAUAUUUGUCUGAAAAAGAAUAUUUAGAAUAUUAAAUACAAUUUGAAGCACCUCAGUUGCAUCUGAAAUCUAGCUAUGAGUAAAAAAGUGAAUCACAGUCAGCUAUACAAAGUGUUACUAUUGUAGGUGUAACCAGUGUUCCUUUUUCUUGUAAUUGAGACACUCAGAUAUCUUUCUGUAAACUCUCGAUUCAGCUUCUAACCUUUGAAAUGUCUGUUUUUAAUAAAAAGAUUAA
This is a messenger RNA of Scomber japonicus (chub mackerel), 2085 nucleotides long. It is a transcript of the gene dhps, whose product is annotated as deoxyhypusine synthase. Lineage: Eukaryota; Metazoa; Chordata; Actinopteri; Scombriformes; Scombridae. The record is from RefSeq and is a predicted model, not a curated record. Gene Ontology annotation, molecular function: deoxyhypusine synthase activity. The transcript has 10 exons. Gene Ontology annotation, cellular component: cytoplasm. Gene Ontology annotation, biological process: peptidyl-hypusine biosynthetic process. The coding region runs from base 116 to 1204 and encodes 362 amino acids.